Messenger RNA from Babesia bovis T2Bo, 1084 nucleotides. RefSeq lists its product as uncharacterized. The transcript has a single exon. Lineage: Eukaryota; Apicomplexa; Aconoidasida; Piroplasmida; Babesiidae. The record is from RefSeq and is a predicted model, not a curated record. The coding region runs from base 36 to 1049 and encodes 337 amino acids.
UUUCAAUACACUAUGUAAGACGUUAUCACCUGCUUAUGGACAUUUACAGUGGCAACCUGUCCGCUGAUCUUCUGGAUAUCACCAAUAGGUACCUCAAUGCGUGUAAGCUAAAGAGCUAUAUACUCCCGCUGCCGUUCUGUGAUGAGACGGUUCUUAACCGAAGAUCAGUCCUGGCCAAAGUGCUAUCAAAUCCAUCUUGUCUCGGUAAGAAGCAGCUUUUUGAGGUACUGAAGCUUCUGCUCAAUGAUGGCUUUAGUACGUCGAAUAAGCGGAGGUUUACUGCGAUUUACGACAAUGUGAUUGAACAGUCACGGCCUGUAAGGAGUGUGCGAAAAGCAUCUCCCAGGCUGACUAGCAUUCGCAGUACACUGCGGCAGAGUUCGGCAUCCAUUGGUGACAGGCAGGUUGGCGAGUUGGCGUCAAUGCACGAACCAUUUCAAAUCGCACAUCAGCUCGAUGCUACUAUACACCAACUGUCGAAAUCUGAUACCGUUGGUUUCGUGAUGAUCAUAGCAUCGGAGCAGCAGAAGGACACCGACAGUGCUGGCUCCAAUCCCCCUUUAAUGCCUGUAGCAGGCUCUUUGGUUGAGAUUCUUGACCCUGAGGAACAUUGUAUCAGGGCACUUUGGUGUGAUCCCCGACUACUGCAACAGAAGGACGCCGAGUUCGGUAAGAUCGUUAUGUUACGGACCCUGGGUCACAUAUUUGACUAUGGAUACCCCGGUGCGCCUGCGAACAAUAAGCUUAAGCACACUUCAGUUCUCAACGUUCUCGGUAUAUUAUUUCCCAGUGCUGUCUACAUCUACAUGAUCAAUGUGCUACGGUUUGGGAAGCACUUUGAAACUGAGUAUAAUGGCGGAUCACACGACGACUCCAGCUCCCACUUCUGUAGGUGUCAGAGGCUCUCUGAAACCCCGGGUGCUGUGUUAUUUUGGGGUAUAUCGGAAUCCAGGUUAAAGAGCAUCUUCUACCACAUUAGAACCCAGAUUCCUACCAGGCCGUCGGAGCUUAUAGUCGACGCCUUGGGACGUAUAACUCACGUUGUCUAACUAGUGUUAAUCGGCACAUUGCCGUGAAUAUUUCG